CACGUGCGCCCGGCCAAGCUCUAGGCCGGAACUCGGCGCGGAAUCCGGCGCCUGCCGCUUGGUUGGGCUCAGGAUGCGCGGCGGGCAGGGCGCGGCGCGGGCCCCGGUGAUCCAGUUCACCAACUGUCGCAUCCUGCGGGGCCGGGCGCUGCUCAGGGAGGAUCUGUGGGUGCGCGGGGGCCGCAUUCUGGACCCGGAGAAGCUGUUCUUUGAGGAGCGGCGCGUGGCUGACGAGCAGAGGGACUGCGGGGGCUGCAUCCUAGCGCCCGGCUUCAUCGACGUGCAGAUCAACGGUGGGUUUGGCGUUGACUUCUCUCAGGCCACAGAGGACGUGGGUUCGGGAGUCGCCCUGGUGGCCCGGAGGAUCCUGCCGCACGGAGUCACCUCCUUCUGUCCCACGUUGGUCACCUCGCCACCGGAGGUUUAUUGCAAGGUCCUUCCUCAGAUCCCCGUGAAGAGUGGUGGUCCCCAUGGGGCAGGGGUCCUCGGGGUGCACCUGGAGGGCCCAUUCAUCAGCCACGAGAAGCGGGGUGCACACCCCGAGGCCCACCUGCGUUCCUUUGAGGCCAACGCUUUCCAAGACUUGCUGGCCACCUAUGGGGGCCUGGACAACGUCCGCAUCGUGACACUGGCCCCCGAGUUGGGCCGCAGCCACGAGGUGAUCCGGGCAUUGACGGCCCUUGGCAUCUGCGUGUCCCUAGGGCACUCAGUAGCUGACCUGGGCACUGCGGAGGAAGCCGUGCAGAGCGGGGCCACCUUCAUCACCCACCUCUUCAACGCCAUGCUGCCUUUCCACCACCGUGACCCAGGCAUCGUGGGGCUCCUGACCAGUGAUCGGCUGCCCCUGGGCCGCCACAUCUUCUACGGGAUGAUUGCUGACGGCAUACACACCAACCCUGCCGCCCUGCGCAUCGCCCACCGGGCCCACCCCGAGGGGCUGGUGCUGGUCACUGAUGCUGUCCCUGCCCUGGGCUUGGGCAAUGGCCGUCACACGCUGGGGCAGCAGGAAGUGGAGGUGGAUGGCCUGACAGCCUAUGUGGCAGGCACCAACACACUGAGUGGCAGCAUAGCCCCAAUGGAUACCUGCGUCCGGCAUUUCCUGCAGGCCACAGGCUGCAGCGUGGAGUCUGCCCUGGAGGCUGCGUCCCUGCACCCUGCACAGCUGCUGGGCCUGGAGAAGCACAAGGGGACCCUGGACUUUGGGGCCGAUGCAGACUUUGUGGUGCUCGAUGACUCUCUCCACGUCCGGGCCACCUACAUCUCGGGCGAGCUGGUGUGGCAGGCGGAAGAAGCCAGGCAGUGACUGAGGACCGCCGCUGGAGGGGAUGCCCAACCCCAGCUGGACACUGUCGGCUGGGCCAUCGAGGAACUGGUCUCCAGAGAGUGGUGGGGGCCUCGGCCCGGAGGCGGCUGGCUUGGAUAAACAUGUGCCCCGUCGGGA
Aethalodelphis obliquidens (Pacific white-sided dolphin) is the source of this 1441-nucleotide messenger RNA. RefSeq names its product amidohydrolase domain containing 2 (gene AMDHD2). The record is from RefSeq and is a predicted model, not a curated record. The transcript has 11 exons. Lineage: Eukaryota; Metazoa; Chordata; Mammalia; Artiodactyla; Delphinidae. Gene Ontology annotation, molecular function: N-acetylglucosamine-6-phosphate deacetylase activity. Gene Ontology annotation, biological process: N-acetylglucosamine catabolic process. Bases 74 to 1303 code for a protein of 409 amino acids.